Molecule: messenger RNA, 5925 nt
Organism: Zea mays
Lineage: Eukaryota; Viridiplantae; Streptophyta; Magnoliopsida; Poales; Poaceae
Product: putative pumilio homolog 10
Exons: 5
Coding region: 249-2279 (676 amino acids)
Biological process (GO): post-transcriptional regulation of gene expression
Cellular component (GO): cytoplasm
Molecular function (GO): mRNA binding
Source: RefSeq, a predicted model, not a curated record
UUUUGCAUGCUUCACCUAUCUCUCCACCUCCUCCGCCUCCCUCCACUACUGCUAACCCCUGCUCCCCAAUCCCGAUCCACCGCGCACCCGAUCCCCGGAUCCGCCGUCCCACCACCCCGCUCCCGGUCCGCGAUUCCGUCCCCUCUUCCACCGAUCUCCCCGAUCUUUCUCAAUUCCUCGGGGGGUUUUGGUUUCCAUCUAUUCUGGGUUGCGUGUGUUGUUCCGGAGUGCUGUUAAUUAGUAUCGACAUGAGGGCCUCGGACUCGGCGGCGGCAGCGGCGGCGGCGGAGGCGGAGUGGACGGAAGAGAUAGAUUUUCUACUCGGCGUCGGCGAGAUCCCCCACGUCACCUCUCCGCAGGGGCGGCAGCGCGGGGUGGGUGUUAUCGGCGACGGCAACGGCGUGCAUCGCGCCUCGGGUUCCGACGGCUACACUUCACCAUUGCGCCUUGGGUGCCGACGGGUACACUGCCCCCCUGGCGCCGACGGGUACGAUGCGCAGCACGCCAAGUACCCCUACUACAUGGUCCUGAACCGUCGGGACAAUGCUGCUCCACCCCAUGGCGGAGGCGAUGCGGGGGGCAUGGGCUUCCCCACUCAGUCAUCGGUCACGGGACCGCUCGUCGGUAGCGCGGUGCCGUCGCCGUCGCCGCCUCCGCCGUCGCCGCUGCCACUGGGGGCGGACGAUCCGGACCAGCAGCUGAUCGCGAACCAGCUCCGCUGCCUGCGCAUCGGGGACGCGCAGGGCGCGCUCCUGCACCAGGGCCGGGCGCCAAUCAUGAGCACCGCCCGGACCGAUGUCCCCGCAGGGCACGACGCCUACCAUGGGUACACCUUCGCCGCGUCAGGUUCUUCCUUCCCCCGUGAUCGCGUGUUCCUUGAUCAAGCCAAAGCUGUCGGGCACGUCGCAGCACGGCCGCAUCAUCGCUUCGUGUCGGACGCUGGCCUGGAUGACUUUGGUGGUUUCCCCGGAGCCCUGGACACCAGCAUUGGAAGCUUCAUGUACAAUAGGGCAGGGCAUGCCACCGGCAUCGGUUGUGGCCAAGGUUUGGUACAGUCUGAUUUCCCCGAGUCGUCCUACCUGCUUCCGAGUCAGGCUUGUGUAGAAUUUCCCAGCUCGAGUCGGUUUGCCCUUAAGCGGCACCAUGCAUGUGGUGGUGUCCCUAUGGCAGACAACGGAUUUGGGAGAGGCAGAAAUCCUUGUGAGAACAGUCUAAUGUUCGAUAAAAAGAACAUGAACUCCCUGGAACGUGAGAAGGAGAGGAGAUUCCAGCGUGUCAGUUCUAGGACUUUGAGGUUUAACAACUUGGUUCCGGUCAAGGGAGGAUCCAUCUACCACAUGGCCAAGGACCAAAAUUGGUGCCGGUAUUUGCAGGACAAGUUAUUGGAAGGGAAGCAUCAUGUUGAUGUGAUCUUUGAAGGAAUAAUUAACCAUAUUGCAGACCUUAUGAUCAGUAGUUUUGGCAACUAUCUUGCACAGGAGAUAGUGGAAGUGUGUGAUGAAGGGCAAAUGUUGAGGAUCAUCUUAGUGCUGACACAGUACCCUCUGAAGCAGCUGAUUGCCGUCUCUCUAAACACACAUGGGACAAGGGUAGUACAGAAAUUGAUAGAGAAAGUUAGCAGCAGAGAGCAGAUUAUGCUCAUUAUUUCAGCCCUACAGCCAAGCUUCAUGCUGCUUGUCAAUGAUCACAAUGGUCAUCAUGUAAUACAGAGAUGUCUGGUCAACUUUGGAGUCGAGGAUAAUAAGUUCAUAUUUGAGGGCGCUGCAGCCAACUGUCUUAACAUGGCGGUACAUUGCCAUGGAUGCUUUGUUCUACAAAGUUGCAUAAAAGCACGUGGUAGAUACCUGGCCAAUCUGAUUAUGGAAAUAUGUCUUCAUGGCUUUGAACUUGCCCAGGAUCCAUUUGGGAACUACGUGGUCCAAUGUGUUUUGGAACAGGAAAUUCCUUCCGCAAAUGCACACUUGGCAUCUCUGUUUGAAGGAAAGUAUGUUUAUCUCUCAAAGCAGCAGGGGAGCAGCAAUGUGGUGGAGAAAUGCUUAAUGUUUUUCCCGGACGAUGCCAAAGCUGUCAUAAUACAAGAAUUACUCAUGCUCAGCGGUUCUGAUUUCGAACAACUGCUGCAGGACCGUUUCGCCAACUAUGUCUUUCGCACUGCCCUUGACCACACCAGGGGCCGUCUGUACGAUGUCCUUGUUGAAGCGAUCCUCCCUUAUGAGAAUGCCAUUCGGAACAGCCCCUAUUGCAAUAAGAGGAUCAUCAUGCACCUGACCAGGAGGUGAAAGUUGUACUAUCUGUAUACCUUUGGUACCAGGGGGAAGGCCGCUUUCCUGUUGUUGACAAUUUAUGUUCGCUCUGUCAGAGUUCAGAAAGGCAGGUUUUGGUUGCAAGAACAACGGUUCAAGUGUUGUAUCGUGUGUCUUCCGUGUUGUAGUUUUUUUUUCCUGAUGGUGUGCUGUAGUGUACUUUAAAGUUUUAAAAGGAACCCGUGUGCUUCCCCCUUGUUUCUUUUUUGUACCUGCUGUAAUGAUUUCCACUUUGGAUUCUGUGAAUUGUUACUGUUUGAUAAGGACCAUUCAAAAAUUAAGUUACUGUAGAACAAGUGGUUAUACUCGUUGCUUUUAUAAAUAACCGUGUUUUGAGGAACAAGUUCACCGUUUCAUUUGGAGAGUUGUAAAACACCGUGUGCUGAAGUUGUCAAGUUUUUCAGCGAUUAGCUUUGCUGAUUAAUGCUUUGAAUUGAAUGUCGACUCGCCUCGGUUUAUCCCUUCACUAGGCGGAGCCUCUACCAAUAGAUCUAUCCUUUUUUUUGUUUUUUUAAAUAGGUUAGUUUUCUAAUUCCCUUAAACUAUACCAAAAUCUUAUCAAGUUUACUGAGAUGAGAAAAGCAUAAGACGACUAUUUUUAAGGCUGGCUAUUCAGUUUUAUUGGUUUAUUUCAUGCGGUUUAUUUGGUGUCAAAAAAGUUUGGUGUUUGGAAAAUGGAAACUAAACUUUUUGUUCAGAAAUAAAAAAAACCCGCACAAUUUAGUGUUCGGUUUUUUUAGUUUGGUAUUGCCACAAUUACCAAACAACUAGCAAUUUAAAACUGUAAACAUAAAAUUGCAUAAAGAACAUACUCAUCAACAAGUAACAACAACAACAACAAAGCCUUUUGUCCCAAGCACGUUGGGGUAGGCUAGAGAUGAAACCCCGUAUGAAAACCUCAGAGCUCAACCCCCAAAGAAAACAGGGGAAACAAAGGCAAAGGAGAACCGAAAACGACGAAACGGGGGAACACAUAAAAGAGAUAAAACCCACAAGAACCAGCAAGGUCUAAAUGGGCACAAGAAAAGGUCAAACGAUUAAGGAGGAAAAGCGGAACUAUAAAUCAAGGUUCUGGCACGUGAAUUGCACACUUCCACCCCUUCCUAUCCACGGCGAGCUCUUUAUCAAUAUUCCACUCCUUCAGGUCCCUCUUCACUGCCUCUGUCCACGUCAAGGUUGGUCGACCUCUACCUCUCUUCACAUUCUCGGGACGCCUAAUUAUUCCGAUAUGCACUGGUGCCUCUUCAGGUCUUCGUUGGAUAUGUCCAAACCAUCUCAAACGAUGUUGCAUAAGCUUCUCCUCAAUUGGCGCCACUCCUACUCUCUCUCGUAUGUCAUCAUUCCGGACUCGGUCUCUCCUUGUGUGGCCACAUAUCCAGCGCAACAUACGCAUCUCUACCACACACAGUUGUUGGACAUGUCGUCUUUUAGUGGGCCAACAUUCUGCUCCAUACAACAUAGCCGGCCGGAUUGCUGUCCUGUAGAAUUUGCCUUUUAGUUUGUGUGGCACCCGGGGGUCGCAUAAGACACCCGUCGCUUGCCGCCACUUCAACCAUCCAGCUUUAAUUCUAUGACUGACAUCCUCAUCGAUGUCUCCAUCCUUCUGAAGCAUUGAUCCUAAGUAACGAAAAGUGUCUUUCUUGGGUACCACUUGCCCAUCAAGACUAACAUCGCCAUCUUCAUACCCCAUGGCACUGAAAUCACACUUCAUAUACUCCGUUUUAGACCUACUAAGCCUAAAACCUUUUGCUUCCAGCGUCUGCCUCCACAAUUCCAACUUUUGCGAAACACCGCUCCUACUCUCCUCAAUAAGUACCACAUCAUCGGCAAAAAGCAUACACCACGGUAUAUCUCCUUGUAUGUCCCUUGUGACCUCAUCUAUCACCAAAGCGAAAAGAUAAGGGCUCAAAGCCGACCCUUGAUGUAGUCCUAUGUUAAUUGGAAAGUCAUCGGUGUCCCCAUCACUUGUUCGGACACUUGUCACAACAUUAGUGUACAUAUCUUUAAUAAGAUUAAUGUACUUUGUUGCUACUUUGUGUUUUUCCAAGGCCCACCACAUUACACUCCUGGGUACUUUGUCAUAAGCCUUCUCCAAGUCUAUGAAGACCAUAUGCAGGUCUUUCUUUUGUUCUCUGAAUCUCUCCAUAAGUUGUCUUAGUAAGAAAAUGGCCUCCAUAGUUGAUCUCCCGGGCAUGAAACCAAACUGAUUUUGGGUCACGCUCGUCAGCUUUCGCAGGCGGUGUUCAAUGACUCUCUCCCAUAGCUUCAUUGUAUGGCUCAUGAGUUUAAUUCCACGGUAAUUAGUACAACUUUGAACAUCUCCUUUGUUCUUGAAGAUUGGUACUAAUGUACUCCGCCGCCACUCGUCGGGCAUUCUGUUUGUCCGAAAGAUGGUGUUGAAAAGCUUAGUCAGCCAUACUAUCGCUAUGUCUCCAAGGCAUCUCCAUACCUCGAUAGGGAUACCAUCAGGGCCCAUCGCCUUUCCUACCUUCAUCCUUUUUAGCGCCUCCUUAACUUCAUAUUCUUGUAUCCUUCGCACAAAACCCCUGUUGUUGUUAUCGAAUGGUUCGUCCAAUUCUAUUGUAGAACUCUCAUUCCUUCCAUUGAACAAUUUGUUGAAGUACUCCUUCCAUCUAUUCUUGAUCUCUUCAUUCUUCACUAAUAGUUGGUUUGCUUCAUCCUUGAUGCAUUUGACUUGGUUGACAUCCCUUGUCUUCCUUUCACGAAUCUUGGCCAUCCUAUAGAUAUCCUUUUCUCCCUGCUUUGUGUCCAACCGUUGAUAAAGGUUGUCAAAGGCUUGACCCCGGGCUCUACUAACCGCUCGCUUUGCAGACUUCUUCGCUAUCCUAUACUUCUCUAUGUUUUCUGCACACUUGUCAUGAUGUAAGCGUUUGUAGCAAUCUUUCUUCUCCUUGAUAGCCUUUUGGACAUCUUCGUUCCACCACCAAGUGUCUUUAACUUCCCUUCUGUUUCCUUGACUCAGCCCAAACUCUUCUGAAGCUAUCUUUCGGAUGCACAUCGCCAUCUUCCUCCACAUGAUAUUUGAGUCUCCCUCUUCUGCCCAAGGGCCCUCCUCGAUAACUCUCUCCUUGAAAGUUUGGGCCACAACCCCUUUAAGCUUCCACCACUUUGUUCUAGUGACCUUGUUAUGCUUAUUCCGUUGUAAACGAAUCUUAAAACGGAAGUCAGCAACGACAAGCUUAUGUUGGGUUACCACACACUCUCCAGGUAUAACCUUGCAAUCUAAGCAGGCAUGCCUGUCCUCUUUUCUCAAGAGGACGAAAUCAAUUUGGCUAGUGUGUUGGCCACUACUGAAGGUCACCAGGUGGGAUGUCCUCUUCCUAAAGAAAGUGUUUGCUAUAAACAUGUCAUAGGCUAGGGCAAAGUUCAGGAUUUCCUCUCCUUCUUGAUUCCUACUCCCAAAGCCGAAGCCUCCAUGCACACCCUCGAAACUGGUGCUAGAUGUACCCACAUGGCCAUUGAGAUCUCCUCCUAUGAAGAGCUUCUCGCCAACUGGCACACUACUAACCAUGUCCUCCAGGCCUUCCCAGAACUCCCUCUUUGAGUUCUCAUUAAGGCCUACUUGAGGAGCAUACGCGCUGAUAACAUUGAGAACCAAGUC